Brugia malayi is the source of this 4818-nucleotide messenger RNA. RefSeq lists its product as uncharacterized. Gene Ontology annotation, molecular function: GTPase activator activity. The transcript has 34 exons. The coding region runs from base 1 to 4818 and encodes 1605 amino acids. Gene Ontology annotation, biological process: regulation of small GTPase mediated signal transduction; activation of GTPase activity. The record is from RefSeq and is a predicted model, not a curated record. Lineage: Eukaryota; Metazoa; Nematoda; Chromadorea; Rhabditida; Onchocercidae.
AUGGGUCUCUAUGCUGAAUGGCCACUGAUUGAAUUUUUUCCACUAAAUAGUGUCCAGUCAUCUUUAUCGAUUUUUUCAAAGAAGACAAGCGAUGGUAUAGCCAAAUUAUUGCUGCAUGAAAUUGGCGAGAAUUUAAAUGGAAGGAUGUGCCUUAAAAUUGAUACUGAAGAACAGCUCUCAUGGGUUUUACAGGUAAUAUCUUACGCCUUGACUUUGUCUCAUUCCACAAGCAAAGAACAUGAAGCGCUUUGUGUUGCAGUUCGCACUUACUGUACAUGGUUGGACGCAAUAUCGAAUGGUGUAGUAGCGCAUCUUCCUGGUCCAAUGAGACGCGAUCCUGGAAAUUACAUAUGCAUUCUUCUUAAUUCACUGCGAACUCUCUUUGUUCGAAAGAAUAACGAUUCGGAAACGACAGUUACCGCUACACAACAGGCGCACGAAAUGGAGAAUGUUUUACGAACUAUUGUCCAGAGUUUACUGAAUUAUGAUGGAAAACACAAAGAUAUAAUCUGGCCAGCGGUUUUGAAAUUCUUGCUGAAUGCUACCGAUUUACUGCUUUCGGGACAAACAUGUGUGGAUGAUGUUACAUUUCUAAUGGCCCCUAAAGUCACAAAAACACUUCUGGAUGUAUUUCUGUGUGCCGCUCGUCUUGAACAAAUACCUUCUCCGACAUAUUGGAAAACACUUUCUGUCCUCAGCAAACGUUGGCGACAUCAGAUUAGUUUGCUUUAUUUGUUUAGACACCAGGAUAACUCUCAUUUUUUUUUCUUACUUUUGAUAAGUUUCAUCGAGAAUUGGGCAAGAAAAGUGGUUUCACUAUCAGUGAUUAUUGUUCAGGAGAUAUGUGGCGAAAGCUACUGCCCAAUCACCAUAACUGAUGAACAAGUGAAAUUAUUUGCGGCUAAUAUCAAGAAAACUGCCGAAAAUAAUGGUACGUUGCCAGUGCUGCAUGUUUGUUGGUUCCAGUUAAUGCAUAUGAUUGGUAAUCCAGCAUCAAUAAUUACGUUUGAGCCCCGCACUUCCGGAACUCUACCAGCGAAUAUUCUCAAUGCUAUGAUGGUAACUGGUGGUGCAGUGAGCAGUGAUGGAAAUCCAAUGGUUAGGAAGUUUGAUGAAGAACUCACUGAGUUUACUAUCAGUAGCUUAAAACGGUGUUUUUUCAUGACAUCUGCUGCCGUAAUGAAGUUGGUCGAUAUAUUUUAUGGAGAUAGUCGUGUAUCUAUAGAUUUCCAAGAAUCUGAUGAAUUGAUGCGACUUUGGUCUGAUUUAAAUCGCUCAGUUUAUGAAGAUUGCCUAAGGCACCAACAGGUACUUCCACGAAGCUCGAGCAGCUCUGGAGAUAAAACUGCAGAUAACGCAGCGUUGAUAGCAGCUCAGUCAGCUAUGGUAAUGAGUGGAGGAAGCAGUGGUUAUUUAAAAAAUACCCUUAGCAUUCCUAGUGUGUCAAAGAGUCGUGCCACUUCCGAACGUUCAUUGGCUACCAGUAUACCGUUGUCCUCACCUGCUGCAAGUGUUGUUGAAGAAAUGUCGCUAGAGAUUCCGAAACCCAAUUCAGCUCAAUUUGUUUGGCAUUAUUUGCAGAGUAACAAGAUUUAUAAGCCAUAUGUUGGUGACCAUCAACCGAAAGUGGCACAAAUGUUAGAUACUUUUAUGGAUUGGCUUGUGCAGUCCUCACUCGUGAGACCUCUUCGAUCUUCACUAGGUGAUGCAAUCAGUCAACGCUCAAUGAGUUCCAUUAGUGCUGAAGAGACGCCAUGUUUGGAUGAACGAAUGGCAAUUACAAGUGGUACUGAAAAUAAUGGAGGAAGUGUCUCUAGUGCUGUUGCAUCAGCGAAUGAGUCGGCUAUUCCUCGACUGUCAUUUGCCUAUUCAAUGACAUCAUCUGGCGAUGCUCAUUCGGGGUUGUCGCACUCAGUUGAAUGGCCUGAAGUGGACGGAGUGUCUGCAGGCCGAGCUGCUGCUUUGGGAGCCCUUUGUCGCAUUAUAUGUUCCAAGAAAAGCAAAGAAACCAUAACAGAUUCUCAGCUAGCACAAUUCUACAAAGUUAUUUACGAGGCACUACUGGAGAAGGAUCGCUUAAUACUUUGUGCACUUAUUUAUUUUGGUGGUGGUAUUUUUCGUCUAUCUUUAAAAAGUGUUGAAAUACUUUUGCCACAAUUCGUUCAAACACUCGAAAUGAUUUACACGGAGUCUAUGAAAUCAAGGCUUCAUCCAUCUAUAGAUGAAGUUCAAAUGCGUCGUGCUUGUUUGAAUGCCCUGUCAUCUAUCAUCAGUUGGCCUACAACAUUUGGAAAUAUGUUCAUCAAUGAUCUUUCAAAUCCACAUUCUAGCGCAAAUCAGAACUCAUUCACAUACAUCGAAGUUCGUCCAUGGAUGCAUCGUAUUCUUAUCACUGCACUCCGUAAUGAAGUUGAUCCCAUGAAUCUCUUCCUCACUCUGACUAUGUGUACAAUACUGUGUGAGGAGAGUUGCUUAUAUGAUUUACAUAUAAAAGAAGAAAAGAAUGUCGAGGAGGAAAAAAGUGGACGGAAAAGUCUUGCAUGUUCGGAAGAAGAUAAGUUAUUCUCGAUAUAUUUAAUCACACUUGAAAACUGUUGUGCAUCAAUAGUGCGUUCGAUAGUAAGUGCAGUGUGCGACAAUUUAUGCAAACCUCAAUGGUCAUCCGAAUUAUCAGUGUGUUUAGCUGCACUGGAUUUUCUGAAUGCCCUUUCUACUAUACAUCAAUCUGUUUUGUUCUCUGAAAAUGAUCUGUCGACAGGUAUUCUGAUAAUUACUUCUCUUUGUCGGUUUAUUGACGCUCAACUCAUGAAGCCUCCUCCGUUACACUCUAAAGAUUUGCAUUCUUCGGUUGUAGCAGCAUAUUUUUCAUUAUCUGUUUGGUUAUGUGCAGCUCCAACAUUGCUGGAGACAGAAUCUUGUUUAACAACUGUAGCUGAAACUAUCGAACUUGGCUUGACUGGUGGAAAAAAUCUUCCUCCAAUGGAACGGAAAGCAGCAAGUAAGCGAGUAGAUGAUGCUGCUGAAAGCUUGUUGUAUAUGAUAUUUUCAGCUUUGGGUCAUGGUAGACAAGAUGAUAUUAUGGAUGAAAAGAGGUUAUUGCAUAAAUUUGGUAAUCAGGCGAUCGACAUCACAAAAUUUAGGCACUUCCUUGUUCGACAGCAGACUUUGAUUUCAAUUCAUGAAGCCACCAAAUUAUCUACCAUCUCUAAAGGAUUUCCAUCGGUGUUUCUGGUAAUACGCACUCCUUACCAUACAGCUUAUACAUUGCUUGUACAACUGCAGUCAUGGGUUGCAACUGAUACGGAUACAGUCAGUAAUGAUAAAGAAAGUGGAUAUCUCCAGAAUGGUCUUAAAAUUUCAACGGAUUCCAAAAAUGCUGUCAAAUUUUUCCAUAUACCAUCCGAAUUCGAAAAGUCAUACUGUAAAUUAGACUCCGUAAUUCCUCCCCUGCAACCAACACCGGAUACAGAUCGUGUCAUCGCUGAAUUGACUGAUAUUCGAAAAAGGAUGUCUCAAGGUGAAAGUUGUCUGCGUUCCUCGGACGAUCGCAAUGUUUGGCUUCGUGAACCAUUUUCAAAGGAAUUGUCUAAACUUGCUGAGCCUACAGGGCCAUCAACUAACUGUAGUGCAAGCCGAGUACUUCUUUAUGAUUUGGGCUUAAUUUCAGAAGAAAGUUACGAAUCUGGUGAUAUUUUGCUUCUUGAUUCUUCUAACCUUGAUUUUUAUCAUGAUCUACAUCAUAUGGUCGACCGUUCACCGACAAAGUUGCUGCAGACUGUUCGCUUAUUCUAUGUUCGUGACGGUCAACGUAGUGCUGUAGACAUUCUUGCUAAUGCGAUGAAUCUGCAAAAUACAAGCAACUUAUUCUGUAGUUUAUUAGCGGAAUUAGGAGAAGGUGUUGAAGUGGAAACGCAUCCUCACUGGACUGGUGAUUGGACUACAGCCUUCUCCGCUGAACGUAAUUUAGAGCUAGAAGAAGCGAAGGAGAAUUUGGAUAAUUAUAUCAUUGAUGGCUUCACUCACUGUCUAUGGUGGACAGAUCCACACAUCGAAAUAGCUUUCACAACACCAACAGAACGCAUCCGGAAGCAGCAGGAAUCUGCAACUAAGUGUAAUGAACUUACCACUUGUGGUACGAAUAUUUCCGUUAUUAGUUCUGAUGAACACAGUGAUUCGGAUCAUGCCGCUAGGAUGUUACAACGUGAUUUUGGUGGUCGGAUAUUAAGUGAUGAACGGUCAGCUGGACAAACUAGUGGUAAUAGCAGCGGACGGUCAAAUAAGUUGCUAGCAGAAACGCUUCUGCCGUUACACAAAAAGAGUUGCUCAGGUGUUGAUUCUGGCACUGAGGCGAAAGAAGAUGAUUCGGAAAGGAUUACAUUCGUUAAGCGUAGUUUUGACCAACGUGUAUAUGUGAUUUUCUUGGAAAGAAUCGAAGACAUGCAUUAUUUUCCAUGUGAAGAAAUGUUCCCUGUGACAAAGGAUAAUUCAUUAUGCAAUGGUGACAAUAAUGCAAAACCCGACUUGAUCAUGAUUUUCGUUUCGGAAGUGGAAAACGAACUUGUUCGAAUUAAUAUAAUUGGAGACUGGACGAAAUGUGGUUUACCAGGACCACUGGUUGAUGGUUGUUUGGUUUCGAGCAGCGCCUUACCAAUUCUUCUGAAACAUACAGUCAUUAGUAUUGCUCGACGAAGAACCGUUGAACUCGAAAACUAUCAACUGGUAGCAUCGAAACGUCGGCGUGCAAUUCAAGAAUUCUCCCGGAAGUAUGCAGUGAAGAAAUCGUAUUGUGAUUUUGUUGAAUUAUUACUGAAAGAGUGA